Belonocnema kinseyi is the source of this 6113-nucleotide messenger RNA. RefSeq names its product putative epidermal cell surface receptor (gene sas). Bases 403 to 5004 code for a protein of 1533 amino acids. The transcript is spliced from 12 exons. NCBI's taxonomy places the organism in Eukaryota, Metazoa, Arthropoda, Insecta, Hymenoptera, Cynipidae. Gene Ontology annotation, molecular function: protein binding. The record is from RefSeq and is a predicted model, not a curated record.
AAAGGUAGAUCCCGCUCACCGGCGCAUUUUACCUCGGGCCUCCGCACGGUCCGCAGUCGGUCCCUCAACCACCCAAUCCGAACUCCCUUACUUACAAACCAGCUUUCUCCAUUUUCAAAAUAAAAAUCGUCUUCUCCGGAAAGUGCCCCGGUGAGAUUUGAGCGCUGCUUGUGAUCGAAUCGGGGAUUAAUUAUUUAUUAAAAAAAAGAGGCCGAAGUCUGGCGCGGAGUGUUGCUAGGGCAACGACUAGGCGCGAUUAUUCGCGUUGGUGUCUGCUGUAUUGGCUGUAUUCAUAGUGAACUUUAUGACCUGUGACUGUGGCAACCUGUGGUGAGUGCGACGACACGGCCAAGUGCUGAGGUGGUGUUUGUGGAUGAGAUUUGAGAAUAAUGCGGUAGGAUCAUGCAGAUCAAGGAAAGAUGGUUUCUUAUCGCGACGGCGGCUUUCUGCUUCCUAGGCGCGGUUUUCUGUGCCACGGACGCAACGGAUACAACGGACACGACCGAAACAUGGACCACGACGACCGGCGACUACGAAAUUCCAGGAGUCGAACCUCUACCCACCGUCCAAAUCCCAGCUAGCGAAGAUGUAGCGACGGUGGUCGAAACAAAAACUGAAUUUCCCACCAAAGAAGUAGAUUCAAAACCGUCAUUUGACGGCAAAAAGAAAAUUGUUAUUGAUUUUAAACCAAAAAAUGAGUUCAAAUACCAGAAACUCCUCAAAGAGGAGUCAGCCGUCGAAGAGACGACUACUUGGGAACCAACGACAGAAACCACCACUGUCGAGGAUUUCGAAACCACAACUGAAGAAGAAAAUAUGAUAGUUGAUCAAAAAAUGGUCAUGAUGGACCAAAAGCUAGAAAGUAACCUGACAAGCGGGAUUCCUCUCUUGGUCCAAGGGGUGCCAAAUGUGGUACCAACUCUCGAUGUAAUCCAAACUACUUCGUCUACUUCGACUACUUCGACUACUUCAACAACUUCAACAACUUCCACAACUUCGACAACUUCGACUACCGAAGCUCCUUUGGCGGUGAGCACUUCAACGACUGAAAGUCCCAAAAAGGAAGAAGAAGUGACGACAACAAUGGAAACAACUUCAUCGAGGGCGCGGGCCCUAAAUAUAUCCGCCCCUGAGCCGACAAACGCUUUGCAUGCGAACUUCACGGAUCUCAGUGACGUCAGUAUGGACGAUGAUGAUAAGGAAAUAGAAGGUGGCGAGUACAAUGCCCCACAAAACGAAACAAACGUGAAUAUUUCCCCGCUGUUGCUUCCAACAACUUCAAUUUGCAUCGAAGGUAAUAAAACCUACAAAGUAGGGGAAAAAAUUCUACGAGGUUGUGACGAAAGAUGUGUCUGUGGAGAAGCUGGAAAAAUUAUGGAUUGCAAACCUCUCUGCAUGAAUCCUUAUGUUAGAGCCGGAAGGGGAGUUCAAGAUCCUCUCUGUGAGGAGAAAUUAAUUGCUGAAGAACCGUGUUGUGCAAUCAUGGUCUGUGCUGAGGAUUCUGCAACAGAGCCGGAUGAAACUUGUAUCUUUGGAAACAAGACUUUAACAAGAGGUCAGAGAGUGGAAGAUGGAUGCUCAAAAACUUGCGUCUGCGAGGCUGGGGGUUCCUUAAAGUGUCAACCUAGAUGUCCACCGAACGACACAACUUCCGGUGUAACUCAACACGAUCGCUGUGUGGCCUUAACGGAUCCAAGUGAUACAUGCUGUACAAUUACCCUCUGUGAUGUAACCCUCGGGGACCAUGAGCUAAAACCCGAAAAUCCAGCAGAAAUUUCAGUCAACUUAACAGAUGUCAAGGUUCUGAACUCGACGGCGAUUAAACUGAAGUUGUCAACCAAGACACCUGAAAAUGUGACAAUUGAACUCUCUGAAGACAAUCACGUUUGGAGGCAGGUGAAACCGGACAAAGAGGGAAUCAUCUCUGGAUUGGAACCAGCUCACAGCUACUAUCUUCGAGUCAAUGAAAAUGGGCGCCUGGGUCAUGCUCUCCACGUCUCUUUAUUAGCAGAGGUAAUCAAGGCCAACAUUCCAGAAAAAUCUGACAAAAACAAUUGCAUCCAUCGAGGCAAGACUUAUAAGAUUGGUGCCGAGUGGUAUGACGAGUGCCUCUCUAUUUGCACUUGUGGCAAGGACGGAAAGACUGAUUGUUCAACGAUCGAAUGUCCAACAGACUUUGGACUAGAUGUCCUGGAUCCACACUGUCUGGAUUGGGAGACUGUACCUCCUGAUUUUGAGCCCAAAGCUCCCAAUUGUUGUCCUCAGGAAGUAAGAUGCAGAGACAAUGGCUCCUGCACUUACAGUGGCAAGGUCUAUGACAACUGGAGCCAACUUCCAGUCAACGUGACAGGAUGCGAAAAAAGAUGCUACUGUGAAAUGGGUAACCUUACCUGUUCAGAUGUCUGCCCUCCAGUAGCUGAUCAGCUAUCGUCCCUAGAGUGCCCCCCUCACCAAGCGACGUUAACUCACUUGCCAGGCGAUGAUUGCUGCAUGCACUGGGUCUGCAAAUCACCAAAUCUACCAGGAGUGAGCACGACCGCGAAUCUCGGUCCCUUAGACGCGAUCGGUGACGAUAGCAAAAAACCGAUUAACAAGUCGGAAAUGACCAGGCCCAUCCAGGAACCGGAGCGUGGUACCUACCCCUGGGAAGGUCCUAAAAAGUCACACAGUUUGAAACCUCCUCCUGACCACCAGGGUAUUUUCCAUCUUCCCAUGGACCCAGGUCAUCCCACUUCUCCUUACAAUGGUCCCUUCAAUCCUGAUUAUAAACCCACCUCACCCAGCGUCGAGCAAAUCUUCCAUUUGCCUCCCAACUCUGAAAAGACUGCACCUCCUCUCAAAGAAAAGACAAAAUCUAAAUCAGAUACUAAGAAACCUAUCGAUCCUGUGAAGCCCCACAAAGAGACUGCUGAACAAUAUCCAGGACCUUUUGCACCUGACAAGUUCCCUCUUGAAAACAAACAUCCCUCAAAGGAAGGUCAUGUUGAAGACCCGCAGUUCAUUCCUCUCGAUACUCAUGAUCAAUCCUCCGGUCCAGCCUUUGACUUCAGCCCUGCUAAUGGGGAGAACAUCCCACCCAAUCAUUUUGAUUCCCAGUUUGAAAAUCCAGCUGCUGGACCUCCUUAUCGAGGACCUGGUAAAUCUGAAGCGAAUGAUCCCAACUUGGUAAUCCCCUCGCCUCCGAAGAAGAAAGAUUCAUCAGCUAAUGACGGGAAAGUCAAACCUCAAGUACAGAAGAAUCCCAAUAUUCAUGAGGAUCAGUAUCAUCCAUUCAUUCACCCCAUAUCCCAACAUCCUGGCUUGAUCGAACUCGAACAUGGUCCUCCGCAAGGACACCCAGGUCUCUACGACCUCCACAAAAAAAUUGUUGGCCAGAAGAACCCACCUGUGAACCAAAUCCCUCCUUUCUAUGGAAACAAUGAUCCCCUGCCUCCCAAGAAGGCAUCUAAGCCACAUAUCUUUACUCAGCAGAAUGAAAACGGGGAGACCACGAUUCAUAUUCAUACACCGGAUAUUCCCAGCUCUCCGGAGCAAAUCGAAGAAUUGUUGUUGACGCACAUUGGUCCCCAUGACCCUAACCAUCCCUUCCCACAUUAUCAUGAUCCCGAGGGUAUUUCCCACAACGUGCCGGGACUUACCCCACCUCCUUUGUCUCACCCUGCCGAUCAUGUUUCGCAACCUGGACUCACGCACUUGAACCAUCCGUUCGCAGCACACACGCCCAACCAGUCAGGACCCGAACAUGGAAUCCAUCAAGGUUUCCCAAUUUCUGGUCCACCACCAGGAUUCAAUGGUCAAGUGGGUCAACAGGAAGUCACUGUUCAAGCUUUAGAAGCUCUUGAUGAACACACUGUUCGAUUAGUCUUCACUGUUCCAGCUAUUUUUGUCGGUCUUCAUGGAAGAGUCGAACUUCGCUACACCGGAGACAAAACGAACUUUGAACCAGCCACUUGGAAGUCUCAAGAGUUUGCACCACCAGAUGAUCUGAUUGCGACUCAACAGCUGGAAUUCGAGUUGGGAGACUUAAAACCUUCGACAGAAUAUAAGGUCCAGAUUAUAGUCAAGCUCCACAAGCUGAACAACACUCCUAUCUACAGCAAAAUCUACAGCGUGAGAACCCUGGAAAAGGUUCCAGAAGUUUCGACUCUGCCUCCACAAAUUCCAAUCGACGCGGAGCUCAGGAUCCAGGACAUCAACUCCACCUGGGUCAAUGUUCACUGGAAGACUCUGUCUGACUAUGAACUUCAAUUUAUAGACGGAAUUCAGCUGAGAUAUAAGGAACCUGAUAGCAAGAUUUAUAUCACAACGCCUAUGAUUCACAGGAAGGUGACAAACUAUGAGAUUGAAAAUCUGAAGUCUUCAACGAAAUAUGAAGUUCAGAUUAUAUUCAUACCUUUCCCUGGACAGACAACUGAGCUGAUCAGCGAUAAGAAGAUUCACUUCACCACAUCGGAAGAACCAGAUCCUUAUUUCUUCAGCGUAAGGGCCAAUGUCGACGAAAGAAAAUCCCAAGAGGUCGACAUUUCCUGGAGUGGAGUGCCAUAUCCUGAAGAUAAAUACGUCAAUAUCUACAGGGCGAUUUAUCAAAGUGAUACCGGAAAAGAAGACACCAGUGUCUUCAAAAUUGCCAAGAGGGAUUCUCCUGCGAAGACGACUAUCAGAGACCUGAAACCAGGAACCAGAUAUCGAUUGUGGAUUGAGGUCUACCUCACAAACGGAAAGAUCAAGAAGAGCAACGUCCUCGACUUCAGCACCAAGCCCGGUGGCCCUGCAUAUUCAGGAAAAUUAGCAUCGAUACCACUUCACGAUGGGGAUUAUUAUGGACCACUGGUGAUAGUCGCGAUAGUGGCUUCUCUCGCAAUUUUGUCUACUCUUAUUCUGCUGAUGAUGCUCAUGAAAAGAAGAACCAGUAGUAAGGCUGAUAUUUCGCCUCGAAAAACAACUUCGGCCUAUGACAACCCUUCCUACAAGGUAGAAUUACAACAAGAAACUAUGGACUUGUGAGGACGCAGUGACAAUAAGUAACGGGCGAAAUAAACCAGCCGAGCACGAAAUGGCCACAAUAAACUCAAGUGCCAAUGGCAAAGAAUCGGCCUAAAUCGCCAAACUUAUUAUUUAUUUACCACCAAGCGUAUACGAUACGUUAAUUAAAUCCGUCCAAUCAACUCUCGAGUUGUGGUUUUUUUUAUCGAGACCGGUUGAGAUUUUUGAUAAAAAUCCGAAAAAAAUCGACAGAUGUCGAUUGUGUCAGAGAUUCAGAUACUGUGACGCUGAAGUCAAGUUGAAAUCAAAUCACAAUUGUGUUUGAAUCUGGGUCUGAAAGUUCAUUGUAUGAAAGUCUGUAAAUAGAAUUCAUCUGCAAUAUUUAAGUCUUCACGAAACUUACAUUUAGAGAAAGAAAAAGUAUUCGUUUCCUACUUAUAAAUUCUAGGAAUUAAGUAAAAUGAUAGAUAAGUCAAAUUAUAUAUAAGCAAAAUUAAAUGUAAGCGAAAUGAUAAAUAAGAAUAAUUUUAUACAUAUAUAAGCAAAAUUUUAUAUAAUUAUAAGCAAAAUUCUAUGCAAGUUUACAACUGACGACUAUAAUCUUUAAUCACUGUUUAGCAAAUUCGUUGUAUCUUUUACAAAUUUUUUUACUACUCCAUUUCAAUUUUUAAUUAUAGAUUAUACAGAUUUUAUUGAAUAUUAACGAAUAUUUUAUAUUCUAGUGAUUAAGGAUAUUAUUGGAUCCAUAAUCUUAGAACAAAUUUUUGUACAGCUCUUAGAUGUAUCCUUAGAUUUUAAGGAUCUAAUAAAACCAGUAUCGAAAAUUGAGAUUUUUUAAUGAGAGAGUUUAAAGAUCUUAAAAUUUAAGUAUGGACCUGCGGUCUCCAAGACCGAACCCUACUUCUAAUAUGUAAGUCCCUCCUCCCUGAGCAUUCUUGUGGCCGUGCGGUUCGUAAUACCGCACGGCGAUGGUAGCAUCAUAAUCUUAUAUUCCCUUUUUAAAUUGUUUGAAGUUAUUUGAAACGCAAGAUUACACACACAAACUAACUUUAGAUUGAUGUGUGUAUCCCACAAUGUGUAAGGUGACCGUUACAAAAAAUUUGCACGUCCCGAUUAUCCCUAAUUUGAGC